CUCUAUAUAUAUGGAAAAUCUGAAUCUGAUUCAGUAAUUGGCCAUUAGAGAGAGAGAGAGAGAGAGAGAGUAAAUCUUGCAGCAAGUAAAGAGACAGAGAGGUUCUGAAAAGAGUGGGGAGAGGCGACAAUAUUACAGAGAGUAGAAAAUGGAAUCUCCGAAUUUUUAUGUAAGGAAGGUUUUGGCUUUCCUUCAUUGCCUUUGACGCCGACACGUUCGCUCUGCGCUCUCUCUCUGUCUCUCUCCCUUGUCUUCUAUGCCUCUUUGGUCUUCUAUAAAUAAGUCUCCAUUAACGUAUAUUGAACUCCCCUAACUCCUAAAUUAUAAUUAUUAUUCCCCUUUUCGUCUUGAAAAUAAGAACGCCCUGAGGUGGUAUGGACGACUUGGGUUCUCUGUGGAGUUGUCAAGAGGAGGUUGGUGUGGUGUCCAUGGCGACUUUGAAGGGAUUGGUCGAUGUUGAGCUCUGAAUUCAUUAAUUCGUCAAAUUUCUCAAGAAUUUCAUGGAUAUUGCAGUUUCUAUAACUCUCAUUCAGGAUUUCAAUGCCUUGCUUAAAUAUUAGAGAUGUUAAGUGUGCACCCCAGAAUUGUUUAUAUAGUAUGGAUGAGUUGAAGCAGAAGCUUUUCUACACUACUGUUGAACUCGAAUCACUCAAAAGGGAAGCAAUUGAGGAAAUCAGAAAGAACAAGGAGUAUGUGAAGAAUUUACUCAAUCUUCUAAAUAUUGCAACCCAAGAACGAGAUGAAGCUAGAGCUCAAUUGCAGAAGCUGCUAAGCAAGCUCUUGCCCUCUAGCCCUACUGAACUACCCAACAUAUUCCCUCAUGUCCAGACUGAAAGUCCCCUUGUAAUACCUACUAAAGCAAACUCAAGCAUAACAGAAUCCAACAGUCAGUCUGAAACAUACAACCACCAGUCACAUGGAUCUUCCCCAGUAGAUUCCUUCUUUGAUGCUGUUUCAUCCCCGGAUUUCUCAAACAUUAAUGCGGCUGAUUCAAGUAACAUUGGUUUUUUGAACCAGCCUUCUGUUCAGAAGUAUAAUGGCUCUAUGUCCACAGGCAUAGCCUCUUCACAGAUUAACCCGGCUUCUGAUGUAAUUGAUAAUCUUGUUAAAGGAAAAGCUCUUCCUACAAAAGGGAAACUCCUACAGGCUGUUAUGGAAGCCGGUCCUUUACUUCAGACACUCAUUGUUGCAGGGCCGCUUCCUCGUUGGCGAAAUCCUCCUCCUUUGCAACCGUUCAAAAUUCCUCCUGUUUGCAUUGAGGGUCAUGAAACUGCAAUGAUAAAUUUUAAGUCUGCUCCAAACGGGAGCAGCAUGGUUCAUAAACCACUGAAUUCAUCCUCAUCUCCUGUAAUGUCUCGUGGGAGUUCUCAACCUUGUUCUGCGUCUGUGUUAAAUUUUGCCGAUGAUCUUUCUAGUUCAUGUUUGAGCAAUCCGCGGCUAUUGACUUCUUGUGCUAGUUUCAACAAUUAUGUCCCAGCAGCCAAGCGACAAAGGUUUCAAUGAAAUCACUGAACUUUGCUUCAGUGGCUGAUUGUGUAAAUGGGAUAUACUUCUAUUUUCGGUUUUGAACUUUGAAUGACAUAGACCAUUAACUUGGUUUAUCAUUUGUUUCCUUGUACAUAUCACUUCCAUUUUCAUCA
This is a messenger RNA of Carya illinoinensis, 1640 nucleotides long. RefSeq lists its product as uncharacterized. The transcript has 3 exons. Bases 541 to 1503 code for a protein of 320 amino acids. The record is from RefSeq and is a predicted model, not a curated record. Lineage: Eukaryota; Viridiplantae; Streptophyta; Magnoliopsida; Fagales; Juglandaceae.